Messenger RNA from Cydia fagiglandana, 5949 nucleotides. RefSeq lists its product as uncharacterized. The record is from RefSeq and is a predicted model, not a curated record. Gene Ontology annotation, molecular function: nucleic acid binding. The transcript has a single exon. The coding region runs from base 1 to 5949 and encodes 1982 amino acids. NCBI's taxonomy places the organism in Eukaryota, Metazoa, Arthropoda, Insecta, Lepidoptera, Tortricidae. Gene Ontology annotation, biological process: DNA integration.
AUGGUCAUUACGCGUUCGAGGAAGGCAGCGUCGGUGCAGAGCGACGAGGAUAGGCGACGUUAUCUGGCUGAGGGCGCGGCGGCCGCGGAAAGGGCUGCCCGCGCCGAAGCGGAAAGGGCAGAUGGCGCCGAGGCGGCGCGCCCGCUACUGACACCUAUAUCGUCGGCCGACGCGCUUAGCGAUCGUCCGCGGGCCGCUAGCGCUGAACCGUUUGGCGCGGCGACCGCAUCACAGAAUACCUUCAGGCCACAAGGGACCCCCUCGCAAGAUAAUACACUGUUGUGGAGCAGGGAGCUCCGCAAGCGGUUACGACGACUUGCGAGGCCCACACCGUUACCAGUGCGACGGGCGAAGGCGAAGCCCAAAGAUGUCGCAUCUACGCAGCAACAGGGAGUCACUAUGGAGUCGAGCACACCGUAUGCCCCUGCACCCAGUCAAUCCGUACAUUCGUGCGCUAGUACGGUCAUCGAGGCUAGGCUCUCUCAAGUCGAGCUUGAAGCGAGCGAACGUCUAGCGGAGAUACAGCGAAAGGAGUUGCAGAUCGAAGCCGACUUAAUAAAGAAGAGGCUAGAAGCACAAAAAUCGCAGAUUCGAGCGGAAGGAAGUGUAGGCGCAGUCUCAGUCGUAGGGGACGUCGAGCCACAACGGAAGCGGAUCCUGAAGUGGAUAGACGACUCUCAGGACGAUAAGCCGCUAACCGAACAUAUCGAGAAGAGGUUAGCCAACGAGCCACCACCGGACUACGAGACUCCUAGACGGCCUACGCGGGACGAGCGACAUAUGCGACGCCGCUCACCGAGCCGCGAGGAGCGUCAACAGCGAUCGGAAUCGCCACCGGAGGAGCCCCGUACGCCGCACACGGCGCGUACGCAACAUACGGAAGGCACAGUUGCGGAGUCUAUGCUGCACUUGUUCGAGAAGAUGCAGAUGGCGGCUCGCCCGGCACCUAAGGAUAUCUUCGAGCUACCUCACUUCUACGGCGACGUGAGCGAAUGGCGAAGUUUUUACAAUACCUACGUCGAGACUACGAAGCGCUACAAGUUUACCGACUACGAGAACGUUGCAAGACUGCGUAUGGCGUUACGCGGGGACGCUAAGAUGUGCGUGUCACAUGUCCUGUCUACAGCUACUCGUCCAGACAUGGUUAUACGUAUACUGAAGAAGCAGUUUGGCCGAAGCGAGGUGCUUUUGGAUAAAGCAAUCGAGGACCUACGAAGACUGCCACCGUUGGGGCCGAGUGCGAACGACCUCAACACGUUUGCAAUCAAGAUUAUGAACGUCGUAUCUACUAUCAUGGACAUAGAUAGAAGACACUACGCCGACAAUCCGUUGCUGAUACGAGAAGUAACCGACCGUUUAUCGCCUCAUCUACGAAGCAGAUGGUGCGACUACGCCAACAGACAUCGAGAUACUGAUGACCCCGAGAUCCUGCAGUUGGCUGAUUUCCUAAUGGAAGAGAGCGAGCUAGAGAUGUCGUUCUGUCACGCUCGCGCGCCGGUGAAGCGCGCGCAGGGACCGACGACAGCACCGUUCGCGCGCGCGCCCGGCGCUAGACUGAACGCGCCCGCGCCGCGCAACUUCAUCCCUACUCCAGCUCCGGCCGCAAAUCGAUGCAGCGGAGCGCAGAAGGCUACGUACGCGGCUCGACAAAUCACCGCGAAGAGCACGUGUCUGUACUGCGGUGGCAAUCACAUUACUACAGAUUGUCGCAAGCUGGCCGCGCAGAGUAUAGGCGCUAGAUGGGAGUGGGCAAGACUCAACCGUAUAUGCUUCAGAUGUAUGGACGCGAAACAUUUGAAGUCGCAAUGCAACGCGAAAGGGUGUGGCGUGACAGGCUGCCCGCACACGCAUCAUCGUUUGCUGCACGCCGAGCCUAUGCAGGCUAGCAAUAAUAACAGCGGAGCUACGAUGGCGGUAGCUCAAUCGACGCAUCGAGUGGUCGCCUCACCGAGAAUGACGUCAUCGUUUGCGGCAGCGGCCGAAUCGGAGCCACGGCCUACAGAACGAGAGGACAACGACCCGCGCGUCUACGUGUCGUCAACCCCAAAUUUCAACGUGCUACUGAAGGUGCUGCCAGUAACCGUCACGGGGCCGAAGGGUACGGCUCAAAUAUUCGCAUUCCUCGACGAUGGGUCAACGCUUUCAAUGAUCGAUCAAGACGUCGCGGACGAAAUCGGAGCAGUAGGUGAAGACGAACCUCUAUGUCUACGAGGUAUAAGAAACCUGAAGCAUACGUCCAUCACGCAAACUGUAAAGGCGCAAGUGGGACCACUACGAGGAGGCACCGUGCACGAAAUCGUCAUGAAAACCGUAGAAGGACUUGGAAUACGAUCGCAAUCACUCAACAAGGCCGAGUUGAUGAAAUACAAGCACUUAGAAGAUCUGGGCGACGAAUGCUACGUGGGUACAGGAGUACCGCAAAUGCUGAUUGGAGGCGAUUUCUGCCACCUGAAGACCCCCAUCGAGAUCAGGCAGGGCGGAGAAGACGAGCCAUGCGCGAUGAAGACACCCUUAGGUUGGGUAUUUUUCGGGCGCAUGCCGCGCAUCAUUCGUACAGUCGAGCAAACCGUACUUCAUUGCCGCACAGAUGACGACGAGUUAAUCGAUCAAGUGAAGAAGCAUUGGUCGAUUGAAGCGUUAGGAGUAACGAAUAAAGAAAACGUCAGUCCGAGCGAUCAGCGAGCCAUCGACAUUUUCAACGCUACAGUACGCAAGACCGCAGCGGGCCGGUACGAGGUCGGUCAACUGUGGGCGACGGACAACGUAAAGCUACCACCGAGCUACGUCAUGGCGCGAUCCAGAUUACACAAUUUGGAGGUGAAGAUGCGGCGCGAUAAGGAUUUCGCUGAAGAUUACGAGGCCCAGAUACAGAAGCUGCUACAGAAAGGAUACGCGGAACGUAUCAUGGAGCCGCCGCAAACCGACCGGACUUGGUUUUUGCCGCACUUCAGCGUUUUCAAUUUAAAUAAAGGCAAAAGAAGAGCCGUUUUUGACUGCGCGGCAAAAAGUCAAGGAAAUAGUCUGAAUGACUAUAUUUUAUCGGGGCCAGACCUACUACGGAGCUUGUUAGGAAUCCUACUACGAUUCCGCGAAUGGAAUUUCGCGGUUGUCGCGGACAUUCAAGAAAUGUUCCUACAAAUCCAGAUGCGAGAAGAAGAUCAACAGAGCCAGCUCUUCUUAUGGCGCGGUACUAGAAGAGAUAUGGAGCCUCAAGUCUACAAACUGAACAGAGUUUGCUUUGGCAACGUGUCAUCGCCUUUCCUAGCGCAUUCAGUGCGCAAUAGGAACGCAAUCGACAAUCGGGACAAAUAUCCGGACGCGGUCUACGAUAUUCACCACAACCAUUAUAUGGACGACUACGUGGCAUCGUACGAGACCGAAGAUGAGCUGCUACGGGUAUCGCAACAAGUGCGAGACUCGCACGCGGAGGGCAGCUUUUAUCUACGAGGCUACGCGAGCAACAGUACGCGAAUGUUAGCGAGCGUCGAGCCUGAAUUACACGCAGCGCAAGGACCGACGCACCUGGGCGAAGGUCAACCUACGGUUCUAGGCAUGACGUGGGACCCUAGAACUGACACUUUGGGCUACAACACGAAAAUGCUGCGAGUUCCCGAGGCUGUGAAGCUACAGGAGCGGCCGCCGACGAAAAGGGAGCUACUCAGCGCGAUAAUGUCCAUUUAUGACCCUAUGGGACUUAUCGCACAAUACGUUAUCAGCGCGAAGAUAAUAUUUCAACGAGUAUGGACGAAAGGUACGACGUGGGACGCACCGCUAGAAGAAAAAGAAGCCGAGGACUUUUUUCAGUGGCAGAACGCACUGAAACACGUAGCGGCGCUACGCAUACCUAGGCGGUAUGAGUCACCGGGCGGAGCUACGAAAUAUACGCUACACAUAUUCACCGACGCGUCAACUGAAGCUUAUUGCGCCGUGGCAUAUUGGCGUAUCGAAAAUUUAGAAGAUGUACGAGUCAGCCUAGCAGCGGGCAAAAGCAGAGUCUGCCCCCUGAAAGUACUGUCAGUACCACGAUUAGAGCUGACAGCCGCAGUUAUUGGAGUUCGACUGGCCGAGACGAUUAAAAAGGAGCAGCGAUACGACGUCAAGAGGACUAUCUACUGGACAGACUCGCGAGUAUUGCUAGGAUGGAUUAAGGACGACGCGAGAAACUACAAGCCGUUCGUGUCACACCGUUUGGCUGAAAUAGCUGAAAAAUCGGACCGGCGAGCGUGGAUGUACGUGCCAACCGACGUGAACCCCGCAGACCACGCUACGAGAGGAAAGCCGGCAAGAAAAAUCACCGCACACGACGAGUGGUACAAAGGACCGUCAUUUCUUUACCGACCAGAAACGGAGUGGCCGAGUCAAGAAACAGUCAGACCGACUGAAGACCUUCCUGAAAAGAAGAGCGGAGUCAUAGUAGAGACUACGUUAUCUACUACUACGUCAAAGUUAGAUCCGUCGAGCGUGCUACCGGAUAUACGACGCUUCAGUAACUACGAUAGACUGAUAAAUUCGACAGCCUACGUACUGCUUUUCAUAGAGAAGCUGAAAACCAGAAAUAAGACGCUACAACUGCAAGUGAAGCACAUAAAGCGAGCCGAGCAUAUGUGGCUUCAGAAUAGCCAGCGACGAAGUUUUCCCGACGAGCUACGUACACUAAGCGCAGGACGUGAUUUGGACAGGAAAUCGCGAAUAUAUACUCUAGCACCCGAGCUGUGCGACGACGGCGUGCUACGCAUGAAGACAAGAUUGGGAAACGCUCCAGUGUUGUACACAUCGGUACGACCCGUAAUACUGGACGGCAAGGACUCAUUUACCAGAUUAAUGGUCCAACGCGCACACAGGCGAAUGGCGCACAUUCACAACGAGGCGAUAAUAAAUCAGCUACGUCAAGAUUACUGGAUCCUACAACUACGACCUACCGUGAAAGCUGUAGCGCGAGACUGCGCGCUGUGUAAGCUACGUCGAGCUUCACCGCGAGCGCAGCCCCUUGGCGAUCUACCACCCGAGCGGCUACAGGCUUACCAGAGGCCAUUCACCUACACCGCGCAAGACUACCUCGGGCCUAUGUACGUGACCAUAGGACGACGACGAGAGAAACGCUGGGUGUGUCUGUACACAUGCCUAGUAACACGGGCUAUUCAUUUGGAAACAGUACAUAGCCUGUCGACCGAUAGCGCUUUACUGGCGUUAAGGCGCUUCGCCGCACGAAGAGGAUGGCCGAGCGUUAUGUACAGCGACAACGCGACGUGCUUCAAGGCGGCAUCGAACGAACUACGCGAGGCCUACAGGCAAUGGCUUCCGCAGUUGCAACAGUACGGCGUACAACAACGUAUGGACUGGAAGUUCAUCCCCCCCGGCAACCCAUCUGCAGGCGGAGCCUGGGAGCGGAUGGUACGCACCGUGAAGACAGCGAUGCUCUAUACAUUUAACACUAGAGCGCCAAAAACCGAAGUGUUCGAGACUCUACUGGCAGAGAUCGAAAACAUCGUCAAUAGAAGGCCGUUAACGCACGUGAACGUCGAUCCGGACAGCGAGGAAAGUCUCACACCUGCGCACUUUCUUCUACUUCACAACGCGAACCUACCAAUGAUUGGCGCUUACGACGAGAACGACAAGCGACAGUGGAGGGCUGCCCAGGCGCUAGCAGACCACUUCUGGCGGCGCUGGACCAAGGAGUACUUUCCACUGCUGGCACCGCGCAAAUCAUCCGACGACGGAGGACGACAGAUCCGGCCGGGAGAUGUAGUCAUCAUUUCCGAGCCCAGUGGACCACGCAGCGUGUGGCCUAAAGGAGUCGUCGAGACCGUCUACCAUGGACCCGACGGACGGGUUCGCUCCGCAGACGUCAGGACGAGGCACGGAACGCUGCGCAGGCCGAGCUGCAAGUUGGCAGUCAUCGCGUCGCAACCCAUGCACCAGGAGUCUUCGACUGCGGGGACAAAAUGUUAG